CUUAUGUCUCUUACAAAAUAUACAUGCAUACUAUACUUAAACAAAAUACUUAUUCAAUUUUAAUCAAAAUCUGAAUUUUAUAUUCUUUUGCUCGACCAACCUUCACGGAAAUUUAUCGAUCAUGAUCGAUAAUGAAAAAGAUGAUAGUAAUCGAUUUUUCAAAAAAAUUUCUGUCAAGAAUAUGAUGGUUAACAUUUGACAAUAAAAUAGUAACAGCUAAAGAAUGAAAACGUAUUAAGAUCCUAAAAAAUCUUUUGAUUAAGAAAAUACUAUUUGAGAAAAAAUAUAAUUUUUUCUUGGUAGAACUUUUGGAACUGGCGUAUAUCGAAAGUAGUUUUUCGAAUUUUUCGCGCGCGCGAUCCCAUUAUCUAUCUACUUUUUUACCAAACCGUGUGGAAUCCCUUCGAGGAUCGAGAUCGCUAAAUCGAGAAGAAAAAAUUCGUCUCAGAGGACUUUCUUAUUUCGUUCAAGACGUCGAACAAAAAGUGGAACCAAAAGAACUCGACGAGGAGUCUACUAAAUUUGAAUUUAAAGUCAAAUCUUCGAACAGUACUAACAAAAAAUCACGAAAAUUGAAUCCUAUGCGAAAAACUGCUACUGUAAGAGCUCAUCCAUUAUUUAUUAGAAAAGGUGACAAAGUAAUUUUUAAUUUUCAACACUUCGUAAGUCCUGAGAACAUUUUAAAGGAAUACAUUCGUUUUAAUAUUCACAACAAAAGCAGACUGGCUAAAAUUGACAAGCAGAAAAUAUUGGAAGCAUUAUGCUCGUUGCAUUGCGAUAAUCAAUUCAAUUCUGAUGUAGAUCCGUAUGAUUUAAAAUCACGAAAUAAUUCUAAACACGUAAACGCGGAAGGACGAACAAAUAAUGAAAAAAUAAUGUCGGCAAGAAAAAGUAAAAUAAAGCAGAAUAUCAAUACAGAAAAUGCACUUUGGAUAACUAGACCAGCACGUACAUGGCAGCCUGCAAAAAGAAUCUCUGCAACAAACAACAUCGUGUACGAAUUCAAUCCUUUUGGAAAUGUUGAAAAUAACGAUACAUCAAAAGGUUUUAACAAUUCUAAAAAUUCUAUAUAUUCAUGUGGUUCAUUUAACGGCUUGAAAGUUUCAACAAUUUCUAAAUCUACAACAAACGACAGAAAACAUAUUGCAAAAGAUGCAAAAGCACGUUCUAUUGUAACAUUACCGAAAUUAAAUUCUUCUCCUAAUAAUUCAAUGAACAUUUUUGAAAAAAAUGAAAAAUUGACGAACGUUUGUGAAAACCAGGCUUCUUUACCUUGUAUUCUUAAAAGGACAGAUUUAACGAAAAAUGAAACGAUUUCAAAAGAAUCAGAUAAGAAAUGGAAAAUAGCAUCAGCAAAAUUAAAUUAUAUAGAUCGAGAUGUAGAAAAAGUUAAAACGAAUUGGGAACAAUUUCAAAAACAUCACGAUCGCAGAAAAGAAAAAUACAUCUUUAAUCCGCAUAUGAAAAAAUUAUACGAAGUAUUAAAAACCACUGCGUGCGAUAAAAAUAAGAUAAAAAAAAAUGUUGACUCAACAAAUGAUCAGGAUAUAUUAUCAAAGAAUAGCAAAUUUUCCAAACAUUCUGAAAUGAUUGAUCAACGUGACGUUGAACAUAUCAAAAACGUGUUAUUUCCAAAACAAGAUCAAUUGACCAUUGUAAAAUCUACAAGAACGAGUAUCGAUUUAUCUAGUAGAGAACUUAAAGAAGAUAUUUUAGGGAACGAAAAGAGAAAUAUUGUUGAGCAACAAUCGUUGUUUACAGAAAAACGAUUGCGGAUUAUAAACGAUAUCUUAACCUACGAAUCGAAUUUACUAAAUCCUUAUAAAAAUGAUUCCUUAAAUAAUAAAACAUCACGUAAAGUUAAAACCGGGAUAGACAAAUAUUUAGAGAAGUAUACCACAAAUUUUGAUAAACUUAAUACAAUAGAGCAAAAAAAUGUAACUAUAAAAGUAAUGGAAUCUCAAAAUGACAUCAAAGAAUAUUUUAAUGAAAAUUUAAAUCAUUCUUUAUGCGUUAGUGAAAAAAAUAUAAAUAAUUUCGAGAAAGAUGGAAUCGAAACAUCUCUAAAAAAUAAUGAUUUUGGAGAAAAUAAAGAAUCAGCUAACGAAACAAAAAACAUAGACACAAAAUCGAUUGAAAUUUUUGACGAGUUUAAUGAAAAAUUACCAAAAGAAAAUACAUUCGUAAAAAUGGACUGUAAUAAUCUAAGUCUACCGAAAAAUAUCUUAGAUAAAGUCCUUCAAUCGGAAUAUUUAAAAAAAGAAUUAUUUUCGUUGUAUCCUAUGUAAAAUGAUAUUUAAAAAGAAAAAAUAAUUGUGACAGAACUGGUGUUUUUUA
Polistes canadensis is the source of this 2337-nucleotide messenger RNA. RefSeq lists its product as uncharacterized. The coding region runs from base 582 to 2288 and encodes 568 amino acids. NCBI's taxonomy places the organism in Eukaryota, Metazoa, Arthropoda, Insecta, Hymenoptera, Vespidae. The transcript has 6 exons. The record is from RefSeq and is a predicted model, not a curated record.